Drosophila rhopaloa is the source of this 1485-nucleotide messenger RNA. Its product is annotated as protein phosphatase 1 regulatory subunit 21. Lineage: Eukaryota; Metazoa; Arthropoda; Insecta; Diptera; Drosophilidae. The record is from RefSeq and is a predicted model, not a curated record. Gene Ontology annotation, cellular component: membrane; early endosome.
AGCGUUGUGCACACUGAAAUGCCAGCUUUAUUUGUUGGUCAAUUUGUUUAAAACAAUUUAAAAUCACCAAGAAGUAAGUUUCCACCGGAACCACCGACUGCAGAAAGCCUGCCUGGAUGGCAGACAAACCGGUCGCGAUGGAGGGCACCGUGCCGGAGGCCAAGUACCAAAAACUGGCCACAGAAUACUCAAAGCUAAGAGCCCAGGCGACGGUGCUGAAGAAGGCGGUGCUGGAAGAGCAGUCCAAGGAGGCCAGCCUGCGGGAGCAACUGCAGCAGUAUGCAACCUCGUUGCGGCGCACGGAGCAGGAGGUCGACUCGCUGGGCUUCCGCAACAAGCAGCUGGAGUCACGGGUGUCCCAGCUCCAACAGGAAAUCUCAGUGCAUGAGCAGCCCAAGAAGAAGGAUAAGGAUUCAGGUGGCAGGCGGGGAUUGCAAGGCAACAACCGGCAAGAAGCAGACACUUCAUCGGAUGCCGCCCAGGAAGCGCUCAUUUUCGAAGAACUGCAGAAGAAAAUAAUGGAGAAUGCGCAGCUGACGUCAUUGAUUGACGACAAGCAGCAAGAUCUCCUGCUGCACACGGAGCGCAUCGCAUUUCUGGAGCAAAAACUGGAGAAGCGUAUCGGCGACCAGAACGAGCUUGAAAAGCGACUCAGGAAGGAGGUAGACACGCUGCAACACAGGAACAGCGAGCUGGAAACCAAGCUAGUGGACGCAGCGAGCAUGCUGGGCAGCGAGGACGCUCUAAGCGCUACCGGCAGCGAUAAUACUCCACUCCACAAUCUCCAACAGCAGCAGAAUAGUAACCACCUGACGUCCGAGGAUCGCAUUGCCCUGCUCGAGAAGGAGGCGGCACAUUGGAGGGCUCAAUUCGAGGUGGCCAAGCUGCACCAGGCGUUUGUCUCGAACCCUAAUAAGGAUCUCAGCGCGUGCAGCUGCAGUACGGCGGCGGCGGGCGUGACUGUGCGACCGGCAGAGCCGGAAACCAAGGGAAGCCAGCGGGCCCGUGACUCUCUGCAGGAUCCCCAGCCGCCCUCCAAAGAGCAGCUCAUCUACAGUGUGUUCAGCAAGAAGUUCGAGGAUCUGAUGCGGCUCAAAGUGCAGGCGGAGUCCAAGCUGAGAUCCUACGAGCUGGAGGCGCAGCACCUGCAAAACUGCCUGGAGAACGCGACGCAUGAGCUUAAGGACAAAGACGAGCAACUGGCCAGCCUGGGAGGAGCCCUGCAAAUGCUCGAAGAGGAGUUGACCACGACGCGUAUUAACUACGAGGAGCAGAUUAGCGUGCUAACGGAGCAGGUCAUCAGCUUAAGCGACCAACUAGCCGCCUGCAAAUGAGUGUGGAGUGCGAUGCCCUGCUGCUUUGCUGUAUAUUAUUGUAAAAUAACUUACCGGGAACGUCAGCUUCCUCCUGUUUUGUUAUUGUCCGCCCUCGACGUGUAUAUAACUGAACAUAAUAUGUGUAUUAAAUAAUUCUCUACAGUUUAAA